Molecule: messenger RNA, 1155 nt
Organism: Bathycoccus prasinos
Lineage: Eukaryota; Viridiplantae; Chlorophyta; Mamiellophyceae; Mamiellales; Bathycoccaceae
Exons: 1
Coding region: 1-1155 (384 amino acids)
Source: RefSeq, a predicted model, not a curated record
AUGCGUAAAACGUUCGCUCAAAGUUUCCUCGUCCUCGCUCUCGCUUUGCGUUUUUGUGUCGCGCACGACGAAGAGCUGGACGUGUCCAACGAGAUUUCCGAAAACACGCGGAACGUAGUCUUUGGCAUCAAGUGCGGAUGUUGCAAAGCGGUGACCGCGGAAAUUGGCGCUCAGUUUAAGGAGAUUUUACUCGAAACGACACAAAAGACGAGAGGAGGGGAAGAAGAAGAAGAAGAAUCGAAGAUGGUUUUCAGAUCGAAAUACGUCGGACAGUUCAACGAGAAGUUACAAAUUGCGUUGGAUCGAAUGUGUCGACCACCGCCGACGGCGACGAGUUCGAAGAGGGCGAUUGAGAAAUCCGCGUCCGCGGCGAAACGGUGGCGAUAUUCUCAAUCCGGAGCGAAGGCGAUUCAGAACUCGAUGUUACACAUAAACACGUUAGGACAGAACGCGACCGACGAUGAUUUGAAAGAAAUCGAAAGAGUCAUGUUAGGCAUUCAACUUUUCACGAACGAUGUGAAUAAGCAAUACGUGAACCCAGAUCCGAAAGUCGCGGAGAACAGCGGAGGGACGAAUUUAAUGGCGGAUUCCUACGUCACCGGAGAGCUCUUGGACGCGUGCAAUCGAAUCGCGGAGAGUUUAGAACUCGAAGACCAACUCGACGAGGCGAAAAAGAACGGCGAGUUUGGAAUCAACGAACAGCACAAAACGUGUUUAGAUUUGGAUUAUUGCAAAGUUCGCCAAGGCGGCGCUAAGAAGAAAGACACGCGAACGCGAUCGCAAAAAGACAAAGACGAAGCGUACGAGAGAAUGAAAAAGCUCUUCGUGUCGAAAGAAGACAUGGAGGAGUUCGAGAAAAACAACCCGCAAAUGAAGGACGAAGACUCCGUGGAUCCGUUGGAGGAGACGUUAGACUCGCCGUCGCCGAAGAAGAGGAAAGAAAAGAACGACGAUGAAACGAAGGCGGCAACGAAAAGCGACUUCACCGCCGAAAGCGCGGACGAAAGCCUCUUCGCCUCGGUCAAGAGAAAGUUCGACGAAUAUCUCCGCCGAUAUUAUAAAGUCGGUCGAAAUCGUUUAUCGCAAAAAUUACGAAGACACAGCGACGCGGCGACGACGACGUCCAGCGAGAACGUCGAAAAAGGAGAGUUGUGA